AUGACUUUGAGAGGGCACAUAAAUCCGGACCAGGUCUACACCUUUGUGUAUGUUCCAUUUGAAGUACCCAUUGGUGCGACAUCUCUCUACGUCCUUCAAAACUACACGCAAAGAGGCCAGGGAAACGCAUUGGAUCUCGGUAUCUUCGACCCCCGUGGCUACAACAUUGCCGAUGGCCAGAACGGCACGACCGGAUUUCGAGGCUGGUCCGGCGGAUUCAGAAACAACUUUACCAUUUCUCCAGCGGGUGCUACGCCUGGAUACAUUGCUGGGGCCCUUUGGCCGGGCGAAUGGAAUGUCAUCCUGGGUCCUUACACCUCUACCCCUGCUGGUAUCGAUUAUGAACUGAACGUAACGAUUGGCUUUGAGCCAGUCACAUCCUACUUCGAAUCCGCCUUCUCAAGCGACAGGGUCGGCCCCGGCGACGAUGAGGACUUCGACAUGAACAGAGGAGCGUGGUAUCGUGGAGACUUUCAUCUGCACACCUAUCACUCGGACGGCAGGUACUCACCGGAGGAGAUCGUGGCGUACGCUCAGCGGCGGGAACUAGAUUUCUUCUUCAGCACCGACCACAACACUCAGUCAUCCAACCUGAUCUGGGGAGCUGUCGCUCCACCCGACCUGCUGAUCGGCCGCGGUAUCGAGGUGACUACUCGCCAUGGCCACUGGAAUGCCUUCGGCCUCAACUGGUGGCAGUGGACAGACUUCCGGUAUCAUCCGGAAGACGAACCAGGCCUCAGGGAGACGAAGCAGCAAGUCCGCAAAAGUGGCGGAGUCGUCUCGAUCAACCAUCCGUUUGCCGCAUGCGGUGCGUGCAAUUGGACUCUCAGCUACGAUGACUGGGACGCGAUCGAGGUCUGGAACGGGCAGUGGGACAGGACGGACGAACUGGCAGUCUCGAAGUGGCAGGAAAUGCUGGCCAACGGCUAUCACAUUACGGCCAUCGGUGGAAGUGACGCGCAUCGCGAUCCCGAUGUUGUUGCCUUGCCGACUACAGUAGUGAGAGCUGAGAGUCUGGCCACGGCUGAUAUACUGGAUGGUGUACGCAGGCGACGAGCAUAUGUUGUGCGUGAUCCCGACAUGGAGAUCCACUUGUCUGUCAGCACACACGGCCACCGGCAAACCCAGAUUGGAGACAGUGUAGACGCUAAAGGAGGCGCAAGAGCAGUGCUGCGGACUGAAGGUUUGGAUGGAGGUCAAGCCUCUUUUGUCUCUCAGAAGGGCAUUGUACACCAGGAGAACAUCCGAGGCGGCGGCGAUAUCGAAUAUCAACUGCCGGAUGCGGACUGGAUCAGGGUGGAGGUUCGCAACGGAACGGGAUCCAUGUUGGGCUUGACCAACCCGAUCUUCCUUAGAUAG
Molecule: messenger RNA, 1359 nt
Organism: Coniosporium apollinis CBS 100218
Lineage: Eukaryota; Fungi; Ascomycota; Dothideomycetes
Exons: 1
Coding region: 1-1359 (452 amino acids)
Molecular function (GO): 5'-3' DNA exonuclease activity; 5'-3' RNA exonuclease activity
Source: RefSeq, a predicted model, not a curated record